This is a messenger RNA of Phoenix dactylifera (date palm), 1126 nucleotides long. Lineage: Eukaryota; Viridiplantae; Streptophyta; Magnoliopsida; Arecales; Arecaceae. The record is from RefSeq and is a predicted model, not a curated record.
GCGAAUCCAAUAUGCGGCAAAGAUUAGGAUAGGGUUCUUCCGCACUCCCUCCCAGUCACUCAUCAAGCUUCCAUUCUCUCAGUCCAUUCCCUCCUCGCGAAGCCGAAAUCCAUUGGAAGAUCGAUCCGAGGCGAGGUUAAGACCAUAGACAUGGCGAGCACGGUCAUGGCCUCCUCCUCUUCCUCCGCCACGUGCCAAUUCCUCUGCAAUGGCAGAAGAACCGGACAUCCCUCUACCAUCCCACUCAUCCCCAAAGUCGUCGUCAUGGCCGCCAAAUCGGAUUCCCGGAGGACCGCUACCACCAAUAAAACCUCCUUCCACCGGCGCCUCCUCGACUCCCUGCCCCAAAAGGCCGGCGCAAUCGUCGCCGCCGCAGCGGUCGCAGCAUCGCCGCUGCCGGCGCUGGCGGAACAGAUGGAGAAGGCGUCGCUGUUCGACUUCAACCUGACCCUUCCGGCGAUCGCCGUGGAGUUUCUGCUGUUGAUGGUGGCGCUGGACAAGCUCUACUUCACGCCGCUGGGUAAGUUCAUGGACGAGCGGGACGCGGCGAUCCGCAGGAAGCUGGGGGACGUGAAGGACACGUCGGGGGAGGUGAAGCAGCUGGAGGAGCAGGCGGCGGCGGUGAUGCGGGCGGCGCGGGCGGAGAUCUCGGCGGCGCUGAACAAGAUGAAGAAGGAGACCUCGGCGGAGCUGGAGCAGAAGCUCGCCGAGGGGCGGAAGCGAGUGGAAGCCGAGCUCGCCGAGGCGCUCCAGAAUCUGGAGAAGCAGAAGGAGCAGACCAUCAAGGCGCUGGACUCCCAGAUCGCCGCCCUCAGCGACGAGAUCGUCAAGAAAGUCCUCCCCACCGCCUGACAAGUGUUUGUUUGAUUGUUUGUUACACCUUUCCCCUUCUACUUACUACCUCUCUCUCUCUCUCUCUCUUUUCUCGCCUUUUCCCGGUCUCAUCCCCUUGCUCCUCUCUUUUGUCGUUCGUAUAAUCUUUUGCUAUUUUGAAUAUGAAGUUAAUUGCAAGGGGAUUUAAUGAUGAAAUAGGGAGAUGUUAGUCGAUGAUGCUGGUACGAACAUCAAGUCCUCGUUCCAGAAGGUGUUCUCGAUUAAUAAUAAAGCUUGCUCCAAAUCUAACGUA